This is a messenger RNA of Dictyostelium purpureum, 1032 nucleotides long. RefSeq lists its product as uncharacterized. The record is from RefSeq and is a predicted model, not a curated record. Lineage: Eukaryota; Evosea; Eumycetozoa; Dictyosteliales; Dictyosteliaceae. The transcript has a single exon. The coding region runs from base 1 to 1032 and encodes 343 amino acids. Gene Ontology annotation, molecular function: protein binding.
AUGUUUAAUCAAUUAAUAAAAAGAACUUUUUGCACAAAUAACAAACUCAACAAUGUUGUUAUAAAUGAUCUAUAUAAAUUUAUAUUAAAUAAUAAUAAACUUGUUGAAAUUAAAGAAUCUGAUAAAAAAGGUAGAGGUUUAUUUUAUACACAAAACACUCAACUACCUGUAAUAAAUAAAGAAACAAAUAAACCAAAUAUUUUAUUUAAAGAGGAACCAUUUAUAAGCUACCCAUCAAUUAUAAAAUUAGAUCAUGAUAAAAUUUGUAAUCAUUGUUUAAAAUCUUUAGAAAAUAAUAAUAGUAAUAAUAAUAAUAAUAAUCAUACAGAGUGUGAAGGAUGUAAUGUUAAAUAUUGCUCGAAUGAAUGCAAAGAAAAAGCAUCACUACAAUAUCAUAGCGUUCUGUGUAAAUCAAAUGGUUCAGGUUUUCAUUAUUUAGAAAAACAUUCUCAAAUAGAAAAAAGAAGAUUUCCAUUAUUGGCAGGUAAAAUUUUAGCAAGAGUUUUAAUGGGAUAUCAUUUAGAAAAGUCUGCAAAUAAAACCUGGUUUCCAUUGCAAAUGUUAACAUUUGCAAAUAAACCUGCACCUUUGGAAUGGAAGGAUGACUAUUUAAUAUUUUCAAGAUCUUUAUUAAAAGGAAUGAAAGAAUCGAGCUUAAAGAAAUUUAACUAUGAUUGGUUUGUUAAGGUUAUGCAAAUUCUUUAUUUAAAUACUAUUGGUAUUGAUAUCGAUCCAAAUCAAACAACAACCAAAAUGUCGACACCUGAAUCAAGUAUAGGUUUAUAUUUUUUGACAUCUUUCAUUAAUCAUAGUUGCGACCCAAAUGCCUAUGUUCAAUUUCCAAAUGACCACACCGCAGAGAUUAGACUUUUGAAGCCAAUAAACCCGGGUGAAGAGAUUACAAUAUCAUAUGCAGAUACAUCAAAAGAUAUUAUUGACAGAAGAUCACAACUAUUUGAAAACUAUGGUUUUAAUUGUGAAUGUCCAAAAUGUUUAAAUGAAUUAAAAUUAAAAAAAGAAAAAGCAACAUAA